AUGACGUGUGGCGGUAACUCCCUUUCCCAGCAGCCCAUUUCAUCUCCGUCAUCCGGAGAACUGCAAAGCGAGCUCAACUCCUUCCUGUGGACCAUAAAGCGAGACCCUCCCUCGUACUUCUACGGCACCAUUCACGUCCCGUACACGCGCGUCUGGGACUUCAUCCCCGAGAACUCCAAGCAGGCCUUCCAGCAGAGCAGCAUCGUGUGCUUCGAGCUGGACCUGACCGACCCGUACACCAUCUCCGCUCUGACCAGCUGCCAGCUGCUGCCGCAGGGAGAGAACCUGCAGGACCUGCUGCCCAAAGAUAUCUACCGGCGGCUCAAGAGACACCUGGAGUACGUCAGGCUCAUGCUGCCGUCCUGGAUGACGCCAGAGCAGCGGGGCAAGGGCCUGUACGCAGACUACCUGUUCAACGCCAUCGCCGGGAACUGGGAGCGCAAGCGGCCCGUGUGGGUGAUGCUGAUGGUCAACUCUCUGACCGAGGCCGACAUCAAGACGCGCGGCGUUCCUGUGCUGGACCUGUACCUGGCGCAGGAGGCCCAGAGGAUGAGGAAGAGGACGGGAGCCGUGGAGAAGGUGGAGGAGCAGUGCCAUCCUCUGAACAGACUCAGCUUCUCUCAGGUGGUCUUUGCUCUGAAUCAGACGUUGCUGCAGCAGGAGAGUCUCCGCGCCGGGGGCCUGCAGGUGCCUUACACCACAGAGCACCUGAUCAAGCACUACAACUGUGGAGACCUCAACUCCAUCAUCUUCAACCACGACACCUCGCAGGUGCCGAGCUUCAAGAACGCGACGCUGCCGGCGAGCGAGCAGGUGACGGCGCAGGAGAUCGAGCGCUACUUCAGACAGGAGCUGAUCUACACGCGUAACGAGCGCAUGGGCCGCCGCGUCAGAGCGCUGCUGGAGGAGCAGCCCGACAAGAGCUUCUUCUUCGCUUUCGGAGCAGGCCACUUUCUGGGAAACAACACUGUGAUUGACGUCCUGCGGAGUGAAGGUUAUGAGGUGGAGCACACGCCUGCUGGACAGACGCUACACAGCGGCAGAAGGUCCGGAGAGCUGGAGCCGUUCCUCCACGAGAGCAGAGAACUUCAGGAGGACGAGGAACCGCAUCUCCUGGAGCUCCUGGAGAAGGUGGAGCACAAGCUGAAGAAGAAGCACCGCAACAAGCAGAAGAAGCAGCGCCAUCGUCAGUUCAACGACCUCUGGGUGCGGAUGGAGGAGAGUGUGACGGCCGAGGCUCCGCCUCCUGUCGUCCGCAUCAUCAACGGUUACAUCCCAGUCCAGACACACCCACAGGAGCACGGCAGAGCCAAUCAGCACAGGACGUUCUCAGGCUCCUCCUCCUGGAGCCCCGCCCUCACUGCGACGGCUCUGUGUGUUCAGAUCCUGCUGCUGCUGCUUUCAUGACGUCUGAUGAGCUGCAGGUUCGAGUUUAACCCUGAACCUCACAGACUCUGAGCCGCCGCCUGCUUCAUGCUGGACUUACC
Sinocyclocheilus grahami is the source of this 1487-nucleotide messenger RNA. It is a transcript of the gene trabd2a, whose product is annotated as TraB domain containing 2A. Gene Ontology annotation, molecular function: metalloendopeptidase activity. The coding region runs from base 1 to 1407 and encodes 468 amino acids. The transcript is spliced from 7 exons. Gene Ontology annotation, cellular component: membrane. The record is from RefSeq and is a predicted model, not a curated record. Gene Ontology annotation, biological process: negative regulation of Wnt signaling pathway. NCBI's taxonomy places the organism in Eukaryota, Metazoa, Chordata, Actinopteri, Cypriniformes, Cyprinidae.